GAAAUUGUCUGAAAUGAGAACAUUUUGAUCCCAGAUAACUUUUCACAUUAUGCAGUCAGCUGCAGCAUCACCACUUGUCAGUUUCAGGCCAAAGCUUCAAACUUUCUCAUCAAUAACUCAACUUUUCCCCGUCAGGACCCAUUUCUGCAGACCAAGAAUGGCUUCAGUUUCUGGGGUUGGGUUGAGGCCACUGAGAGGCUUGGGUAGUUCUUCUUCUUCAUAUUCUGCAGGUGAUGAUGGGUUUGUUACAUUGAUAGAGUAUGUGGGUAAGGAAGGACUAAAUGUGAAAGAUGAUUUGGUGGUGUUGCUUGAUCACAUUCAAUAUGCUUGCAAGAGAAUUGCAGCUCUUGUGGCUUCUCCUUUCAAUUACAGCCUUGGGAAACAAACGGCUCUUACCUCUGUUCCCACUGAUAGGGAUGCUCCAAAGCCUCUUGAUAUUCUCUCGAAUGAAAUUAUCUUGUCAUCACUAAAAAAAUCUGGAAAAGUUGCUGUGAUGGCUUCAGAAGAAAAUGAUGCACCUACUUGGAUAAGUGAUGAUGGUCCAUAUGUGGUUGUAACAGAUCCCCUAGAUGGUUCUCGAAACAUCGAUGCAUCCAUUCCAACAGGUACAAUUUUUGGUAUUUAUAAGCGCCUCGAUGAACUUGAUAAUCUGCCCACAGAGGAGAAGGCUAUGCUGAAUUCACUCCAGAGUGGAAGUAGGCUGAUUGCUGCUGCCUAUGUUCUCUAUUCAUCAGCAACUAUACUUUGUACCACCUUUGGUUCUGGCACACAGGCAUUCACUCUCGAUCAUUCAACAGGAGACUUCGUUCUCACAAAUCCAAGCAUUAAAAUUCCUCUCCGCGGGCAAAUUUAUUCUGUAAAUGAUGCGCGAUAUUUCGACUGGCCUGAAGGUUUAAGGCAAUACAUAGACACUGUAAGGCAAGGAAGAGGUAGAUACCCCAAGAAGUACUCAGCCAGGUAUAUAUGUUCUCUGGUGGCUGAUCUCCACAGAACAUUGUUGUAUGGGGGUGUGGCAAUGAAUCCAAGGGACCAUCUUCGACUUGUAUAUGAAGCAAACCCUCUUAGUUUCAUUGUGGAGCAAGCUGGUGGAAGAGGGUCUGAUGGCAAAAAUAGGAUUCUUUCCCUUCAACCAGUUAAACUGCACCAAAGACUUCCUCUCUUUAUGGGAAGUCUGGAAGACAUGGAAGAGUUAGAAAGUUAUGGAGAUAUCCAACAAAAAGUAAAUCCUGGUUAUGAGGUUUGAUGCUAUGUAUAGCAUCAUGAUUCAUGUAUACAAAUUUUGAGUACUCAACCAUCAUGGUGUCUAAGUAGCUGUAUUGCACUUGCAAGUAUUGAAUUAUCCAUCAUUUGUGUAUAUUUUCUCUCAAGUCUUUAUUUUUGGUUUUGUUUCUCUCUCCGUCUUUAUUGGAAGAUGAUUUUUUACAAUGCUAAAAACAAUAUUGUAAUCCAUUUGACAUGUAUUGGUAAUUUUUCUCUUGUACUCUAAUUUUAUCUUUAAUAAAAGGUUAAUGCU
This is a messenger RNA of Abrus precatorius (Indian licorice), 1513 nucleotides long. RefSeq names its product fructose-1,6-bisphosphatase, chloroplastic. The record is from RefSeq and is a predicted model, not a curated record. Gene Ontology annotation, molecular function: fructose 1,6-bisphosphate 1-phosphatase activity. Gene Ontology annotation, cellular component: cytoplasm; cytosol. The transcript is spliced from 3 exons. Gene Ontology annotation, biological process: fructose metabolic process; fructose 6-phosphate metabolic process; gluconeogenesis. The coding region runs from base 50 to 1243 and encodes 397 amino acids. Lineage: Eukaryota; Viridiplantae; Streptophyta; Magnoliopsida; Fabales; Fabaceae.